GAGAUCCUUCUGGCUUUGUUACGCCCGGGAAGCCAUUUUGGAAUUCUGCUUGUUGUGCACCAGCAUAACACUCUCAAGCUACCAGCAAACUUUUGUUUUUCUCUUUCAACCAGAAAACCAAAAUUUAGGAUCCGAGAGUGCGCAGUAAUAAAUCAUCUUUGGGUCUCCGUGCGUCGGGAUGCGGGCGGAAGUUUGCGCAUCUUCCGUGACAGAAACGUGUGGAUCUUUUUCUUUUGCUUUGGAUUUACGCUCUAAAAGAAUAAUAACAUACAUGGACUCUAACCACGCGGCAGUCUAAACAAAGAAGAAUGAACAUGGAUUUUUCCCAACUGCACACAUAUACGCCGCCACAGUGUGCUCCGGAGAACACCGGCUAUACCUACUCUCUCAGCUCCAGCUACUCCACGGCAGCGUUAGAUUUUGAGAAGCAGCACCAGAUUGCUGCCGUGUACGAGUCGCCCAGGAUGUCACGGCGGAGCCUGCGUCUGCAGAACGGUGCCGGUCACUAUGGCAACGAGAGCCUGGCUGAUUACUCCCAGAACCACAGCAACAGCAACAGCAGCAGCAGCUACACCAGCACCAGGAGAGAGACACGGACGCUGCGGAGCAAAAACAAGCAGUCCAGCUCCAGCUCUCUGUCUUUAUCCUUGAGCCAAGCCGCCACUCCGAGGAAAACCCUCUCCUUCUCAGCCGCUAAUACCCCAAUUAUCAACAACAGCAGCAGCAGCGUCAUUCAUGAAAGCAACACAGAGUCCGAUGGCGGUCUGCUCACAUCCAUCCUGGACCAGUCCCACCUGAGACAACGCACCGUCACCACAACCACCACCUCGACGUCUGUGGCUCGACACUGUGGGAGGAGCUCCAAUAACGACCACAGCUCAUCAAGCAUCAACGGCGACACCAGCGUGUCAAAGUCCCACGCCUCGCUCGCCAACGGUUACAUCUGCAAAGACUGCUCUUUUCACUCUGAGAAGGGGGACUCCCCUAUUACACAGUCUUCAUCGUCAUUAUUAUUAUCAUCAUCAUCUCAGACUGCGGAAGCUUCCUCGGAAGCCCUCUCCUCCUCCUCCUCCUCCUCGUCACCUUUCACAAGCAUAUACUCCAGAGACAGGAGUCGAAGGAGCAAGACAGGUGUCCUGGUGUCUAUGUCUAACACGUGUAUGCGCUACAGCAAGCGAGCCCUGGCCCCCAUAGUGUCCUUAAUCACCCUGAUCUACAACAAUGUGCUCUGGCUGGGUUCAAGGGCCAAGAGUCCUCCAGGAAAAGGUGUCCUAGCGUCAUUUUCGGACUCGAUGAGACAAGCAGUGUCCUCCAGUUUGUCUCAACUGUGGCUGUUUAAGCAGACCACUCUCCACAGGAUGAUGGGCUACAAGGCCAAUGGCUAUGAAGGACAAGCUCACUCGAGUUUCUGUGGAAGCUUGAAUGUGAAGGAUCUGGUGACUGAAGAUGCGUCGCAUCUUAAUCACAAUGGUUCCCUGUGCGAUGACUGUAAAGGGAAGCAGCAUGCAGAGACACACACCGUCCUCCUCACACAGUCCUCCAGGUCUCAGCGCCUGGUGGGGGCGCUGUGGAGCGUCCUAGCUUACACAGGUCACAUUCUCAUCCAGCCAGGUUACUGUGUGGUGAGAGCAGGCAAAGCGUUGGGAUCCGGGGUCGGGACGGUGGUCGGGACGGUGGUGCAGAGGCUGCUCUCAUUGUUCUGGAUGCUCCUGGCAGCUCCAGUGAAGGCAGGCAGGGGACUCCUGUGGUUUCUUGCAGCAGGAUGGUACCAGCUGGUGUCUCUCAUGUCUCUCCUCAACGUCUUCUUUCUGACACGAUGCCUUCCCAAACUCUGGAGGCUCCUCCUGCUCCUUUUGCCUCUUUUGCUCCUCCUUGCUUUAUGGUGGUGGGGUCCGUCCACUGCUGCCCUGCUCGCCUACCUCCCAGCCAUAAACCUAACCGAGUGGCGUCCUGCGUCUCCCUUCACCCUCCUAUCUAACUUGAUGCCGGCUUCUGCUCCAGUUCCUGCCUAUGUCUCCGUCCCUGCAGCAGAGUCUCCAGUGGAGCUGACCCCAGCCACCCCGGUCUCACAGGCACCACCGUUCCUUCCCCCAGUGGCGGUCUCUAGUUUGGACUUAGAGCGGCUGGAGCGCGUGGAGCGCCAGCUAAACCUGCUCUGGGUGCAAGUCCAGCAGGGUGACCAGAAGCUGGAGCAGCGUCACGGGGACAUUUUGGGUCUUUACAGCGGCCUGAAGGAGCAGCUCCACACUCAGACCGACAGGGAGAGCCUGGGACUGUGGGUGUCCUCCCUGCUGGAGCAGAGACUCGGCGUGUUACGGGGAGAGCUGGAGAAGGAGAACACACACAUAGCACAGAGUGCAGAGCAGCAGAAACAGCAUCAAGAGGGUCAGGCAACACGGCUGGCUGAGUUAGAGUUUGCACUCAACGCCCUGGCGGCCAAGACUGAGGAGGUGCAGCAGAAGCAGCAGCAGCAGCAGUAUGAGCACGAGAAGCAGGAAAGAGAGAAGGUGGUGGUUGUCACUUCAGCAGCAGACACGGUUCCUGUCAGUGUGGGUGUGAAGCAGGAGGACCAUGAUGCUCUGCUAGUGGAGGUGCAGAGACUUGAGUUGGAGUUGGGCAAAAUCAGACAGGACCUGCAGGGUGUUGUGGGAUGCAAGGGCAAGUGUGAGCAGCUGGACACACUGCAGGAGACGAUAUCAGCCCAGGUGUCCUCCGAGGUGUCCUCGCAGGUGCGUAAGGAGUUGCAGGCCCUGUUCUUCGGCAGUGGCGGGUCAGGAGAGGAGCAGAGAGAGGUGCCGGAGUCUCUGAUCCUCUGGCUGUCCCAGCGCUACGUGAGCAUGCCCGACCUGCAGGCCUCCCUGUCCUCGAUGGAGCAGAGCAUCCUGAAAAACGUGUCCCUGCAGCUGGAGCUUAACCGGGCCCAGACCCUAGGAGACGCCGAGUCCCGAGCCGAGACCAUCGUUCAGACCGUAACCGGGACCGUCCAGCAUACUGCUGCUGCUGAAGGACUGAAAGAAGAGCAAGUGAAGCUGAUUGUCCAAAACGCUUUGAGGCUCUACUCACAGGAUCGAACAGGUCUGGUGGACUACGCCCUGGAGUCUGGAGGUGGCAGCAUCCUCAGCACUCGCUGCUCUGAGACGUACGAGACCAAGACGGCCCUCAUGAGUCUGUUCGGCCUGCCGCUCUGGUACUUCUCCCAGUCGCCACGUGUCGUCAUCCAGCCCGAUGUGUACCCCGGUAACUGCUGGGCGUUCAAAGGCUCUCAGGGUUAUCUGGUGAUCCGGUUGUCCCUGAGGAUCAUGCCCACAUCCUUCUGCGUGGAGCACAUUCCCAAGGCCCUGUCCCCGACCGGAAACAUCACCAGCGCCCCACAGAACUUCACUGUCUUUGGUCUAGAUGAUGAGUACCAGGAAGAAGGGAAGCUGCUGGGGCACUACAAAUAUGAGGACGAUGGGGAGUCACUGCAAACCUUUCCUGUCAUGGAGCAGAACGACAGGGCGUUCCAGAUCAUCGAGGUGCGGGUGCUAUCUAACUGGGGUCACCCAGAAUACACAUGCAUGUACCGCUUCAGAGUCCACGGAGAACCUCGGCCUCAGUGAACCAACCACUACCAUACACACUCAUAUAUACGACAUAUCACCCUAUCUGUACAUAGCUCUCGCCAACUUCAUUAAAACGGAGGGGGACUCGGAAGAACUCUGUGGACGUUUUUUGUUUUUUGUACGAAAGACACGCUGAAGUUGUGGAUUGUUAAAGGAAUGUGCCCAGACUGAAUCAUGAACAUGUGUUUUGUAAUAUUGAAAGAAUCACAGGAAAGUCUGUAUGGGGAGUGUAAAUGAUCGCAGAAGAAGAAUAGAACCACGGAAGAAGCUAAAACUCCCGGUCCCCUUUUCGUAAAAAAGGCCUCUUGCACUGAAUCAGCCCUCGAGGGGCGGCAGGCUCCACCGAGCGGACACAAAUCCAUCCCCCUCUUGGCACCUUCCACUCCUACUGAGAGGUGGACACUUGAAAUGGGGGAUAACAGACUCAUCUCCACCAUUUCCUUACACACUGCUUCUCUGAUUUCUGUUCUUAAUCAUCCGUGUUUCACUUUGAUUUCCUGUCAGUGUACUAUUUUCAGGAUCAAAGCACCUUUUGCCUGUGACGCUGUCCAGGCAUGUCACUCCCUGUCAAGUCUCUGCAAUGACUUUAACUGAGCUGUUUGGGCAGCCUGCAGGACUGGAACUCACUCCCAGUGGGACAUAAGGUUCACUACACUCGGCAUCAUGCAUCCAUAUAGCCAUAACUUUUUUUCUUUUGGAACCGAACACGCUGCCUAUGGACGCGCUCUGAAUGUUUCCUCGAGUGGAGGCUUGAUGCAAAUCAUCCUUUAACUUCACAGCAACACUAUAUAACCACUGACCUGAGCUCAGAGUAUUAGGAGGCUAUUCGUUAUGUACAUUAGAUUAAAUAUGUGUAUGGUUACGGAUGGACUCCAGCAUUAAUUCUAGCAUGUGACUCUUCCCAAACCAUACUCCUUAACUUUUACACGCAUCAUGGAUUUACACGAGUGUGUGUCCUCUCUGAAGGUUUGGCUCCUGUGCCUGGAUCUCAAAAUGACGGAUGUCGAAAGCUAAAUAAUGACCGUUAUUUAGCUUUCGACAUUUCACUGUUGAACGCUAAAUAAUAUAACUACUCCUGUAGACAAGAGUGUGAUUUUUCUUUUCUGUUUCUAUAAAGCGGAGACUCUGUCUGUCUCCCUCUAGCUCAGUUAUAAACGUCCUCUUCACAUGGGCUCCCUCUAUUCUGAAACCCUGAAGGAAUGUAAUCUGUAUAUUUCAUUGUUGAUAGUUGGUCCUUUAUAAUAUCUGCUUUUAUCAGUGUUUCUUUAUAAAAAAUAAUCAUCCUGUCAUUAUCAUAAUUAUUAUUCUAUUACUACCAUUAUUUCUACCAUUGUGUUCUGCUUUUAUUUGUUUUAUUUUGGGGGGGGUGGGGGGGUUGUUUAUGUCCGAGGAUGCACUGCAACGACUUGUUAGAGAAAUGUUUGUGGCACAGGUCUUCACAAUUUUUAAAUACCGCGGGUGUGUGUAGUCAUUCAUUUUGGUUGCAAAUAUGGGGAAGUCUAAAAAUGUUAUGUAUAAAAAUGUUUUGUUCACAAUCCUAUUUAUUAACAAGUCAAUUAGUGACUGCAAGAUAUGAGUUACUGCAAUGUAUAUUUUGUCAAAAGCUGUUCAGUGCAUUUUGGAACCAUCUUGGGACUUUUUUUUAAGAUAAAUGGCUAUUUUUGUUCAGUCAUGAGAUGACUUAACUGCUUUGGAAUAUAUUCCAAUAAAGACUUUAAUUUUGAA
This is a messenger RNA of Sebastes umbrosus (honeycomb rockfish), 5327 nucleotides long. RefSeq names its product Sad1 and UNC84 domain containing 1 (gene sun1). Gene Ontology annotation, molecular function: protein-membrane adaptor activity. The transcript is spliced from 23 exons. Gene Ontology annotation, biological process: nuclear envelope organization. The record is from RefSeq and is a predicted model, not a curated record. Bases 309 to 3599 code for a protein of 1096 amino acids. Lineage: Eukaryota; Metazoa; Chordata; Actinopteri; Perciformes; Sebastidae. Gene Ontology annotation, cellular component: nuclear envelope; meiotic nuclear membrane microtubule tethering complex.